AUGUGCAUGCCAAGCUAAGCCAGAACGCCUGCCUGCAGUCCAGGAUAAUCGACAGCGCCUGGGCAACAAAAGGAGCCACUCAUCGAACAGAGAUAUACCAGGAUUAGCUGCCUCCCGGCACUUUUGGUCGAUCAGCCGCAUCGCAAUUGGCCGCCUCGUGGCUACCCCGCAAGAUCCCUGCACGCAUGCUAAAGCCGCCAUAUGGAGACGACAGUUCCAUACACGACUGGAGCCGAACAUCUGAGCUUCAAUAUGCGACGGUUUGACAUGCAAUGGCUCGACAUAUGAUACGAUAAUCUUGCCAUGGGCUCGCUACUCGUCACCAUGGUGUCAGGCCUGGCUGCAGCACUGCUCGUUGAGAGUUGAGACAUGUGCUGACUGUAAAGGUCGAAGACUACAUAAGAUAUAUAAACUCAUGCUUGCCGUCUCCUGGAUUGAACCGUGUUUUCUUGGGUCAUCAACAGUCUUCAGCAUAUUCAAAAUGAAGCCCUCCAGCCUUCUCAGCGCCCUAUUCAUCAGUUCGACCCUCGCUACACCCACAUUCGCUCCCCCAGAACCUCUUCACCCACGCCAACUUCUCUCCGGUAACCCGACGACGGACCUCACCGAGGUCGUCAAGCUCGCUACCGCUCUCAACAAGCUUCUGACAGGCGACAACAUCGAUCAUAUCAACAACCUGCUCAACAAGCUCGACACCCUUCUCAAUGUGGCAAACCUAGUCAACCUCGAUGUCAUCAUCGACGGCGGCGCCUUGCUCUUGCAGAAGGAGGUCGUGACUCAAAUAAUUGCCCUCAUCCAGUUGCUUACGAACCUGCUGAACGCCAACGUCGUAGGCCAGAUCCAAAAGGUUCUCCCUGCAGUACUGGGCCUUCUUGACCCGACGUUCGUCAAGCAGUUGCAGACUCUCCUCCCACAGCUGACCACCUUGCUCGACGCGAACUUCAUCAAGCAGCUGCAAGCACUCCUCCCUCAGCUGACCUCUUUCUUGGAUCCCAACCUCCCCAAGCAGCUGCUCACCACCCUCCCUCUGGUCAACUCCUUCCUUGACCCAACGUUUGUUAAGCAACUUCAAUCCCUCCUCCCGCUCCUGACCUCCCUUCUCGACCCGACGUUCAUGAAACAGUUUCAGAACCUCAUCCCACUCCUUACGUCCUCUUUCGAUCCUAAUAUUGUCAAGCAAGUCCAGACGUUGCUUCCGCUUCUGACUUCCUCGCUCGACUCUACCUUCAUCAAGAACCUCCAGUCCAUGGUGCCUCUGGUAUCUUCAUUCCUGGACCCGGGAUUUGUGGGAGCGACGCAAGCCGUUAUGCCGCAGAUUCAGACGCUGCUGAGUCCAACGUUCGUAAACCAGACGCAGGCCAUGGUUCCUCUUGUGAAUAAGGCGUUGCCUCUAUUCGGAAAGGCGCAGGGAAUUACGCUACCACUUUAAAGCACUGUUAUGAACGGCUCUGGCUGCAGGGAUGCGUAGAUCAUCAUUGUAUGGCGCUGGUCAUCUCAUGGUGCGCUUUGUCGCAGUGGAAGAUCUUAUCCGAUUCCAAAAAAUUGAUCCAAGAGAGCUUCCCAACCUGAAGUCAGGGCCUUGGGCGUCUCCGGCAUACAUCCUCAAAAUCAAGGUGUCCCCCAGACAGCGACUUGA
Messenger RNA from Dissoconium aciculare CBS 342.82, 1636 nucleotides. RefSeq lists its product as uncharacterized. Lineage: Eukaryota; Fungi; Ascomycota; Dothideomycetes; Mycosphaerellales; Dissoconiaceae. The record is from RefSeq and is a predicted model, not a curated record. Bases 416 to 1429 code for a protein of 337 amino acids. The transcript has 2 exons.